Messenger RNA from Astrephomene gubernaculifera, 5852 nucleotides. The record is from the annotation of a GenBank genome assembly. NCBI's taxonomy places the organism in Eukaryota, Viridiplantae, Chlorophyta, Chlorophyceae, Chlamydomonadales, Astrephomenaceae.
GGAAGCUUAAAGGUUACUUGAAUAACUAUGGGACACUUUCUAAAUCUCAUAAAGCCUGCCUCGCACGCGGUAGUGUAUACGUAGUCGCAACCUGAACAAGAUAAGCAUCUUAAUAGAAGGCAUGACUUCUUACUUAAUAAUACCAUAACUUGAUAAGUGUGAACGCAAAUGGCAGAAGAAACAAACAUUCUCUAUAAACAACCCCUAGACAAUAAUCCUUCUAUCAAUCUAACAUUGUCAGCAGAGAACGGAAAUAAACCAGAAGUUAGGGAACAGAGCCCGCCGAAAAAGGUUUCAUCGUUGGGCGAUGGCUGGUGUAAAGGGUUGUUCUGUGGACAACGCAUUUGCCUGCAGAGGCCGGGCUGUGCCCAUUGGUUCCUUAUCCUUAUCGUGCUCGCAAUUAUAGUAGUCGCUGCAGUAGUUCCGCCGGUUUGCGUACUGCGGGGAUGCGGAAGCCACAAACAUACGGAACAGGCACCCGAACCUGUUUAUCGCCUGAUCGUCAGCUUCCAGACCAUUGAGAAAACGGUCAAAAGCAUCGUACCCCCGGCCCUGUACGAAUAUGUCGAUGAGGUGCUGCUGCAAAGCUCGGGUCUUCACAUCGUUUCUUUCAACAGCUCUGAGGUCAAAGCCGCCAUUCGGGACCUCAUUGAGGCGCAACCGGAUUUGGAUCUCCUCUUGGAAGACAGAGAGUUUUACAGAGCGCCCCAAGGGGACAUGUUGGCUGCCGACAGUGAGGCCGCUUCGAAAGCGGCUGCAGCGGCAGCUGCUAUUAAGGCGGCGAUUGCCGCGGCUGCCGUAUCGCCCAAUGUGUCGGCCGCGGCAGCAGCAGCUGCUGCGGCUGCUGGUUCUGCCACCACCACGCAGCGUCGGCACCUGGCAGCUGACGCCUCCACUAGCAACUAUGAGGGCAGUUUGUGGCAGCGGUCAGUGGUCAAUUUCGAUGGAGCUUGGAACAUCACGGAGGGCGUUGCCGGCGUGGUGAUCGCGGUCAUCGACACGGGGUGCGAGCUCAACCACCCAGACUUGAAGAGCAAUAUCUGGGUCAACGAACUGGAACUGGGCGGCGACCCGGGGGUGGAUGAUGAUGGCAACGGUCUCAUAGACGACAUCUAUGGCUACGAUUUUUCGGGCGACCCCACAACCACACCCAAGCCGAAGGACAUACACAGCCAUGGAACGCACUGCGGAGGUAUCGCAGCUGCCGCUUACAACGGCCAGGGUGUAUCCGGUGUCGCCCCAAACGUGAGGAUCAUGUGCCUGAAGGCUGCAGGGACGGAGUCGGGUGUGUUCUACACGUCAGCCGUGCUGAGGGCGCUCGACUAUGCGCACAACAUGGGUGCGCACAUCGUGAGCUGCAGCUUCGGCCCGCAGCUGCCCAACUUGUUCCCCAGCAAGGCGGAGCAAGAUACCAUGUGGAACGAAACCAAGGCCUACCAGAAGGCACUGCGGCCGCUGGUGCGGAAGGACAUGCUGAUUUUCGCAGCUGCAGGCAACGAGAACUUCUUGCUUGAUGACCUAGACAAGGCUAACAGCACCUACAACCCCUGCACCAUGGCCCGCUACUACCCCAACAACAUGAUGUGCGUCAUGGCAACGAACCCACAGGACCAGCGCAUGCAUGAGCUCUCCGGAAACGUCGACAUUGGAUCCAACUACGGCACCAAGUACGUGGACAUCGGGGCUCCAGGCCGGCAGAUUCUGUCCACCGUGCCCUCCUUGUACGGCACGGGCUACCAGCUCUACGCCAACAAAACCGGCUCCUCCGCGGCCACCCCCUUGGUAGCUGGCGUGGCUGCACUCAUCCUGUCCGUGAUUGGGCCUGCAUCCUGUGACUUUUACCAGGGUUCCAAGGCGCUCCAGAUCCUGGUCGACUCCUCCGACAAGAUCCCCAACCUGCCAGUCCGGACCAGCAGCCGUGUCAACGCGGCCCAGGCGGUACUGAAGGCCCGAGCCUCUCUUGACAACCUUUUCUUACUGACACCCAUGACUGGGUUCAACUCAACCAACCAGACCGUUAUGAUUAACGGCUUUAACGAAACGUAUUUCGCGGGCGACAUUGGGCUGGAAGACCAGUCGUACGCCUCGUUAAACAUAUACGACACGUCUGCACGGUUCACCAAGUCGCUGUUCGACAGCUACAAGUACGGAGCAGGGUACACGCUGGUGGUCCGAGCGUCGGUGUACCUGAACCAAAGUGGCAUCUAUCUGAUGAAGAUAAGCACCACGGCCAACAGCGUUGACCUGGUGAUCAAGCUGGGUCAGAGCAAGCUGGCCAAUUUGAACACCACCAUCCAGCUGAGUACGGAUACCGCUGGCGGCUGGUACGAGUUCCAGCUGCGCUAUCGUAACCCGGUUGCGCCGAUUGAUAUCCGGAUGGCACUUCCCAACUCGGGGGGCGCUGCCGGUGACUAUCAGUACCUGAACGUGUUCUACGUUUCCACGGACUUCCAGCCCGGAAACCUGUACUACGCGCCUAGCAUCGCACUAUCUUCAGCGUUCCAGGUUCUGACUCGUCCCGUCAACGCCUCCACCCUCACCCGCGCCAGCAUCGCCGACGGCCCCUUCCCCAAGCUGCAGCUGGACCAGCCGUACAACUACAGCUCCGUGCUCCCCGACCUCAGCUUCACCGACAUGGCAACCGGCCUGCGGGACGCGCUGUACCCAAACAUGAACGACACUGUGCCCAUGUCCGUUGUCGGCAUCGUGCACACACGUCUGCGGGCACCGGAGAUUCCUAUGCGAUUCCAGCUCACAUGCCAGCUCUGCGCCCUGUACAUCAACUCGCUCCAAGUGCUAGACGUCUUCACCGCCUCUACCUCCACCGGCACCACCACCACCACCACCACCACCAGCAUGCCAACCAAGCUGAGCGGCUGCCUAGCGCAGCUCAGCAGCAGCCGCUUCCCCACCCACGACCUCACAAUUCGCUUCGCCCUGGCUAACACCUCGGCCACCGGCUUCAAGCUGUCCUGGAUGCCCUGCGAUGCGCUCAGCGGCAGUCAGGCCACCACGGUCACCACGCAUGUGGCCAACAACCUGCUUUGGAAGCCCUCGAGUGGUGUGGCGGGCUACGUCCCCGGCAUGCAGUGCGACGUGUGGCCUGACGGGUAUCCUUUGCCCCUGGGAGAGUCCGCUCCCUACCCCUACGAGUCGCAGCCCUGGCUCAAGUUCCGACUGCCCAUUGCGAUCGCGCAAACACCUCGAGUCUACAACAGCUCCACCCUGGGCACAUAUGUCAACUCCAACUUCUCCUCUUCCUCGGGAUGCCGUGCGGACAACGAGAGCUUCAGCAACGGCUGCUACAGCUACGCCUCGCUUACCUUGAAUGACGUGUUCAACAGCAUCGGCGCGCAGUACACCAUCGCCGGCACCGCCCUCAGCUUCGUGUACAUUCGCUGCUACACCUACGUCAACCGGGGCUUCAGGUCGGGUGUCACGUCGCUGCGCACCAGCUCCACGCAGUAUACCUUCCUGGGAAGCCAGAGCGUCUACCGCAAUGAGAAGACGACAGCGCUGCGUGGGCCCUACAACGCCGCCUCCACCGCGCCCAACGUCACCAGCAUGCAGGGAUACUACCAGCUGCUCGUGUUUGAGAGCCGCUAUGUGGGUCCCGCCAGCCAGGUGGGCCUCCUAGACGGCGGCUUCAACGGCAACAUGUCUUCCGACAACUUCAAACUCGACAUGAGCAACACGCUGCUUCCCAUCCCCGUCGUCAGCAGCACCACCAGCAGCGCUACUCGCCCAUCCCUGCGGCUGCUCCUGUCGCCAUCGUCGUCCGAGCCCUCUGAAACGCCAUCAUCGAGGUUUUCCUCCUCUGCUUCUUCCGUUCCUUCCUCCGCUUCCUCUGCCAAAGAAAAAGGGCAAAUGCCAAGGCAUGCAGCAGCAGCAGCAGCAGCUGCAGGAGGUCGCAGAGGGCUCCUCCAAACCGCCGUUUCUUCUUCAGGCUACAUGCCCACGGCGCUAGGCAGCUCGGCUUGGAGCCUGAGUCAAGUUAGCUCGACGCAACGUAUCGUGGCAACGGUUUUCCAACCAAACGCUACUGCGCCAUACGAGGCCAUACCCGGCCUUUCGUCGCUGGUUGUGAACAAUUACACGUCUACGGCGGUUCAGUCGGUGGUGUCGGUGGCAGGCAGCCUUUCGGGCUCGGUUCCGGUUCCUGCGAACGGAGCAGGCACCAACCGCUACGUGCGUGUGGAGGGUUUUUUCCGCAGCCCUGCCGCCGCGGGUGAGAUGAGCAAGUACGUGCUGCGUGUGAGGGACGGCGACGGCCAGUCGGUGGCCAUCACCAUGGGAAACAUCACCGUGAGAAACGCGGUGGAGUUCCCGACGCAGACCGUGCUGCAAACGCGCGGAGAGAUCGUGUUACCAGCUGGGUUCGUUCCCACACUUGUUACGGUUAAGAACAAGCGGAGCGAUGCAAAGGUUGUGUUGGACUUGGGGUUGACGCCGACUGCUGCUGCUGCUACCAGCCAGACGGAGGUUGCGAUGGAGUGGUAUCCGCUGGCAACCAGUGCAGCCAAUGCCAGCACGACAGCCGGACGGUAGUAGAAACACUCAGCCGUUGGCUUAGGUAAUAACUAGGUUACGUUGGAGCCUCUAUCUGCCUCCAGAUAAGGUAUCGAUAACAAUUUGCCAGCGCAGCAUGGCAGCAGGAGUGUCAGGUCUUUCUUAAUGGCGGUUGGGGCACGGCAGCAGGGCCGCAGGGCUCGGUUGGAAGGCGGCGUCAUUAUCAUUAUUAUUGUUACAUACGCCGGAAACAGUCCUGGCGUGGAUUAAGAAGGCGAGGGAAAGUGGUGUCGAGGGUAAUGGGCUGGACCCUGGCUGGACGGCUGGAGGGCAGGUUUGUAGCGCGCUGGAGGGGACCUGGAAGGGAUGAGACACAGGUGUUGCAUGGUUGCGUAACCCUUGUGUGUCGCAACACCGAAUUCGUAGCGUUUCCCACCCACCUAUGGUUGGUGGGUCGCUCACAUUCAUGGUGCGGGCCCAUGCACUUUGUUCGUGCGGGUCGUGUGGUCGAUUGGAUAACCUCUGCGUUGCUCAAGUUGUUUCAUGCAAGUUAAUACGUGCGUGCGCCUGCCGAAUAUGCAGACACGGCGCUGAGAAGGCGCCGUGGAUGGUUGGCUGUUCAUAUUUAUUAGAAUCCAGGAUGCUAUUGCUUAAUCGUGCGUAUAUGGCGAUUAUUGGUGUGUUAAAAAGUACUGGCCGCGAGUCGGAACGUGCUGUAAUUGUUGCAUGCGCGGGUGUUCCUCUGGUAUCUGUGCUUACGAAGCCAGCUGUGGGUAGCCUUGCAUUACACUCGUGUAAUGGAGCGUGCACCCAGUCUGAAAGGUGCUGGGCCAGGUACCCCAGCAGCGGUUUAAAGUGGGGCACCCACCGGGUACUGCGCAUUUGUGCGCACGUGUGCGUGGGAAGGAUGGGAUUAAUUUGAAAACACUUUGCUAGGAGGAGCUACCAUCGGGCCCUAGCUCAGGGCUGUUGCAUUUGUGGUCAUUCAUACUGAGGAUUGUUGCGCGGUGCUGUUGGGCUUCUCUUUUUGCCUCUUUUGGCUGUUUUCUUUUGUUCGAAGCGCAACGCUGCGGGAUUGAAGCUUGAGAGACGCGCGCUGGAGUGAGCUAGGGGGUGGAAGAGCAGCCCGCAUGUGCCUGCGUGAGCCAGCGGAUGGCAGUGCUUUAUGGUGUUGUUGGUUCGACAGCUUCUUCGUUUCAAGAGGUUGUGUGGAGUAGGUGAAGGAGGUCAGGGCGGUUCUGGUGUGGGAGGAUUGGGCCCAAUUCAACAUGUUCACAUUUGUUGAUUAGGUUGAUUUUAUCGCCUGGCUUACUAAGGGAUGAUGGGAGGGAAAACACAUGUGG